CAAGGUCCCGCAGUCUCACCACCACCACUGCUGCCGGUCCCGGUCCCAGCCAUGGCGAACAGGACCUCACUGCCCGAGGGCCUCCGCCCAGGCACCGUGCUCAGACUGCGAGGCUUCGUCCCUGACAAGGCUGGCAGGUUCCACGUGAACCUGCUGUGCAGCGAGGAGCAGGGCGCGGACGCGGCCCUGCACUUCAACCCGCGGCUGGACGAGUCCGCCGUCGUCUUCAACAGCCUGGAGCAGGGCGCCUGGGGCCGGGAGGAGCGCGGCCCGGGCAUCCCCUUCCAGCGCGGGCAGCCCUUCGAGGUGCUGCUCAUCGCCACGGACGACGGCUUCAAGGCCGUGGUCGGGGACGCGCAGUUCCACCACUUCCGCCACCGGAUGCCGCCGGCGCGCGUGCGCCUGGUGGAGGUGGGCGGGGACGUGCAGCUGGAGUCGCUGAAGAUCUUCUGAGGGACGCGGGCGGCCCGCGCUCGUGGCAAAUAAAGCUCAAGCCUGUGGCG
Messenger RNA from Microcebus murinus (gray mouse lemur), 503 nucleotides. Its product is annotated as galectin-7. Gene Ontology annotation, molecular function: carbohydrate binding. The record is from RefSeq and is a predicted model, not a curated record. NCBI's taxonomy places the organism in Eukaryota, Metazoa, Chordata, Mammalia, Primates, Cheirogaleidae.